CUCUUAUUCCAUCCAAACGGAUGUGCUCACUGCUCUCUAUUGUCCAUUUGUAAUAACACCGCUGCCCCCCUUUCCAUCCCAUGACAACAAAAAACAGGUGAUAAUCUCCGAGGGUGAGCACAAGGCCUCAGUUGCCCUGCGACAGGCCAGCAUUGUGCUCAACGACAGCCCAACGGCCCUUCAAUUGCGCUACCUGCAGACCAUGUCGAGCAUUUCGGCGGAGAAAAACUCCACCAUCGUCUUCCCUUUCCCCAUAGACCUGUUCACUGAGUUUAUGCCCAAACCGAACCGACAGCACCAGCGCGGCCACCAGUCUGGCCCCGGUUGUCCCGGAGACGCGGGUGGCGGCGGUGUCAACGGCGGUGGUGGUGAUUGCCCCGCCCUGCCCAGCAACCAGAAGACGGAACCGCGUGUGACUGCGCCAUCGCAGACUGGCCGGCAGGGCCGGCCGGGCCAGACGUACUUGGCGGUCGAGUGCAGCGGUUGCAAUGGCGACUGCCAGUCCAGUCGGGCCUACCCGUGCCAGAGGGACUCGAACCAACAGCCGAGUCAGCCCGCCCCGGCGUCCGGGGCUCAGCGUCCGCCGGAGCCGCCGGCGCGUCGGAGUCUGCAACCGACGCCCGGCGAGUCGGAGGAGGCGGCGACGCCCGUCCCUUUCGGCGGCCAGCGAGGCCGUCAGUCGAACGGUUGGAGGCGCGGCAAGCCGGGACUCGAACGCUCGACCUCGGGCCUCCGACCGCCCGACGAGGCCUCGAUCGAGGAGGAUCCUUCGGGGGCGGAGGGGCGGCAUGCGCCGACGACUCCGACUCUGGCCACGGUUGUCGAGGCGGCCCACCGGACCCUCAGCAUGGGCUUCAUCUCGUCUUUCACUGGCGCCUACCGAGACACACACAAGCAUCACAUGUCUGCCGAAGUCGACUUCAAGAUGCCAUUUUGA
This is a messenger RNA of Protopolystoma xenopodis, 937 nucleotides long. The record is from the annotation of a GenBank genome assembly. Lineage: Eukaryota; Metazoa; Platyhelminthes; Monogenea; Polystomatidea; Polystomatidae.